CAGCAGCGCUCAUGAAGGCUUGGGCCCCGCGCGCUGCUGCGUGUCCAACACACCGUCUGCCAUUGACACCGUUUCUACACAGUACACGCACACCUCAGCCUUACACACGCUCUAGCGCCGCGGGGAUCUAAAUCCAGCCAGGGAUCCCGCCUAGCGCCGCGGCCCAAGCCUCUCCUAACGCUCCGCUCUGAGAGGCGCACGCCGCACGAGCAGCUCCCCGCCCGCCUUAAUAUCGAGGGUCGAAAUCCGCCAUCUUCCUCAUCACACCAUCGUCGCCCUUCGAUGCCCCAUCCCCGCGCCCUCCUCAGCCGGCCCCAGGCAUCGCCGCCCGCAUCGUAGAGCCCCCCAUCCGCCAUGCCACGCCCGCGCCGGCCGCCGGGUGCUGGCCUCACGCUGACGACGCUCCUGGCCAUCGUCAUCCUUGGCCCGUCGUUCCUCGCGGUUGCUCAGCAGCAGCAACAGCCGCCCCGCAGUGUGCUCGCACAAACAAUCCACCCCAACAACGGCAAAUCCACGCAUUCGCAGGACGGCGCCGGUCACGUCGCCCGCCGCCGCUCCAGCCCGCCCGUCUUCGCCCAGGAUGAGAGCGCCCUAGCAACACAUGUCUCCUCUGCUCCAGCGGUCUCCGCUGUCGGAGCCCCCUCUGCCGUCAACGCAGCCACAGGUGCCCUGGCACCGAGUGCGCGUUCUUUGCAGGACUGGGAAGUUGAGGACUUUGUUCUCUUGGCGACCGUCGACGGCCGCAUCCACGCACGAGACCGGUACACCGGACAGGAGAUAUGGGAGCUGGCUGGACAGCCCAUGCUCGAGACCAUCUACAACGUCUCUGAUGGCUCCGCCACCAUCCAGGACCAGCCCUUUGUCUGGAUCGUCGAGCCCAAGGAAGACGGCGCCCUGUACUUCCUCACCCCGGGCCCCUACCCAGCACUCCACCGCCUUGGCAUGACCGUCAAGCAGCUCGCCAACAUGGCCCCGUACUCGAGCGAGGACCCCGCGCUCCCGGUCGUGUACAACGUCGAGAAGUCCACCUUCAUGCUCGUCGUCGAGGCAGCCUCUGGCAAGAUCAAGAAGAGCUUCAGCCCCAGCGGAACCUACUCGGUCGACGAGGAGAGCUGUGCGCCCAAGCACCGAGACUACUUCCAUGCACACGAGCGCGAAUGCUCAGGGUCCAUCAACCUCGGACAGACGCAGUACACCAUCAGCAUCCACAACAAGCUGACGAACGAGCACAUUUGCACGAUAAAGUAUGCAGAAUGGGCUCCGAACAACCGCGACCGCGACCUUCAGAUGCAGUACUCAGCCACAAUGGAUAACCUGUACAUCUACAGCAGAUUCAAUGGAGAAGUCAUCGCUCUUGACCACAAACGCCUUGGCAAGUCUCGUCUCAAGCCACUGUUUAGGCAGGAACUGCCAUAUCCGGUUGCUCGAGUAUUCGAUGUUGCUCGGCCUUCCAACGAUGAUUCGCCAGAGCCUGCAUUGAUCCUGCUGCCCCAGCCUGCUGGGAAGGCCGGAUCAGAAGCAAUGGCUAAGCACGUGUGGCUGAAUACCACCGAAAAAGGUGCCUGGUAUGCGUUGUCAGAGCAGAACUAUCCCGUAGUAACAGACGGCGCUCCGGAGGCCUCUUGCUACAUGCUCAAGGACAUGCUCGACUGGGACGGCCCCCACUCGUUCCCUGACCAGAAGAGCCUGGUAGGAGUACACAAGCUGGAUCAGAAGCUCGAGACUCCCUCAAGAUACCUGGCAAUUGCGGCCCCUACAGCCUAUCAUGCUGAAGAAGGCCAGCCUAUCUCUCGCCCUCCAGAAACGUCGCCGAUGGAGAGGCCAAUGAUCGAUCCGCCGCCUCGGGCAGAGACGAUGAUCGAGACCAGAGCGGCUGCUGUCUAUACCAUAUUGCUUUGCUUCGUGGUUAUGGCUGGUACCGUGUCGGUUAUGAAGUAUCCCCCCCAGCUCGACAAACUCAUGAGCCUCUUCAUCAAGUCAUCUGCAGCUCGUCAGAACCGAGAUGCGUCCAUUUCGGUCCCUUCAUCGACAGGUCCGGAGUUUGAGAUGAAGGCAGACAAGCAGGUCGAACCCAAACCCGAAGUGCUGCCUGAGGCUCCGAAGGAAGUCAAAACUGAGGUUAUGCCAGCCAUUGAGCCGGAGAGCCAGGCAGUGGAGAGUUCAGCCACUGCAGACACAGUCACCGUAGCUGUGAGCCUACCAGAGCCAACUCAAGAAGCUGACGUUGAGGCCCCUGCCACCUCCGAAGCGAAAGAGAAGAAGGUCGUGACCUUCAACAUUCCAGAGGAUGAUGACGCAGACCUAGAACCCCUCUCGAGGACUACUACAAUUGACCAGUCGUCUCCAACAGAAGGCGAUUCGGACGAAGCCACAUCAGAUCUAGUUGAAAAGGCCACGUCUGCCACCAACAACCCCGAUGGCAUCGCACAGGAUGCCAAUGCCGCCAGUUCGACACCCACAAAGAAGAAGAAGACACACAGAGGAAAGCGAGGCGGUCGCAAGCUCAACAAGAACCAGCAAAAAGACGAGGAUGACGUUGAUCGCAUUGUUGAUGCCGCGAAACGGCUCGACCCCGCACCGACCUUGCAUCCUGAUGAGGUCACCAUGAACGGCGAUGACAUGCAGGAUGUUUCAAACAUAAAGAGAAUCGGGAAGCUCACCAUCGACCAAGACAAGCUCCUGGGCAACGGCAGUGGCGGCACCUUCGUAUUCGAGGGCAAGUGGAAUGACCGCGAUGUAGCCAUCAAGCGAAUGCUGCCCCAGUACUUUGGGCUGGCUGAGCAGGAAGUCAAACUCCUUCAGGAGAGUGAUCUCCACCCGAACGUCAUCCGUUACUUCGACGACGAGAAGGAUGAGAACUUCCUGUACAUCGCCGUCGAAAUGUGUCAGGCCAGUCUCUUCGAUCUCUUCAGAGACGGCAGGCCAGGCGAGGAUCUCACUGAUGCUCAUCGACGCCUCGUCAAUGAGAUCAACAGGGAUGUCCCGCGAGCCCUGUACCAGCUUGCCAAUGGUCUGAACCAUCUCCACAGCCUGAGGAUCAUUCACCGCGAUGUCAAGCCUCAGAAUAUCCUCAUUGCCUAUCCGCAACGAACCUCAAACAAGGGCCCACGUCUGGUCAUUUCAGACUUUGGUCUCUGUAAGACAUUGCCAGACAAUGUCAGCACUCUUAUUGGCACCACCGGUAAUGCCGGUACUGUUGGGUGGAAGGCUCCUGAGCUGAUCUCGCAGCCAAGAGACGUGGACAGAGGUAGUUCGACUGGCUACUCUCGCGACUCUUCCACCUCCACAGACCCCGUCGCACAAGGUGUCAAGCGCGCUGUGGACAUUUUCUCCCUCGGCUGUGUCUUCUACUACGUACUCACUAACGGCUCUCAUCCCUUCGACGACGAGGAAGGCUGGAUGCAGAUGCGUGAGUACAAUAUCAAAAAGGAAAAGGCCAAUCUUGAGGGUCUCCGACUCGGGGAUGACUCGGAAGAGCCAUACUGGCUUAUUCAGUGGAUGCUGAAGACCCGCCCCGAGGAUCGCCCCACCGCUCUACAGGUCAUGAACCACCCAUUCUUCUGGUCGGCAGAGAAGCGUCUGAACUUCCUCUGUGACUGCUCAGACCACUGGGAACGUGAGCCGCGAGACCCACCGUCCCAGCACUUGAACAUCCUCGAAGACUGGGCGGAGGAGAUCCUAGACAAGAGGAUGAACUUCCUCGCGAAGCUUGACACGGCCUUUAUCAACUCCCUCGGCAAGCAACGCAAGUACACAGGAGAUCGAAUCCUGGACUUGCUUCGAGCGCUCAGGAACAAAAAGAAUCACUACGAGGAUAUGGACGACAACGUAAAGGCGAAGGUCGGUCCUCUGCCUCACGGAUACCUAAGAUACUGGACUACCAAGUUCCCCACGCUCCUCAUGUCUUGUUACGAGGCAGUUCAGCAGUGUGAUCUUGCGAGUGCGCCCAGAUUCAAGCCGUAUUUCGAGGGGCAGACAAUGUAGAGAAUGUUUGCGGGACUCGGAGUUGGAGCGUUUCGGUGUGGUGAUCAUGAAGCGUUGAUUAUAGUCAUGCAUAGCUUAGCCGUGAAAUGAGAUGCCAGCGUGAAUACCAACCGUACUACUGUGCAUCACUCUG
Boeremia exigua is the source of this 4117-nucleotide messenger RNA. RefSeq lists its product as uncharacterized. Gene Ontology annotation, biological process: protein phosphorylation; IRE1-mediated unfolded protein response; intrinsic apoptotic signaling pathway in response to endoplasmic reticulum stress. The transcript is spliced from 2 exons. Bases 355 to 3984 code for a protein of 1209 amino acids. Lineage: Eukaryota; Fungi; Ascomycota; Dothideomycetes; Pleosporales; Didymellaceae. Gene Ontology annotation, cellular component: IRE1-TRAF2-ASK1 complex. Gene Ontology annotation, molecular function: RNA endonuclease activity; ATP binding; protein serine/threonine kinase activity. The record is from RefSeq and is a predicted model, not a curated record.